AUGUUUUAUCUUCGUGUCCUUUCCAUAUACAACAGUCGUAUAUAUGAUCUAAUGAACGCUUGUUCAGAAUUCAGGAGACUUUCAUUCCCAGAUAUGGAAUCAUUUUUGUUCCAAAGAGGCAUGGAACACAUCAUUGAGUACAGAUCUCCAAAAGUAACAAAACAAUGCAAAACUAUUCUGAAGAAUAUCCAAGAAAAAACGAGAGUUCUCAAAGGAACUAUUGUGAAAUAUUGGGAAGCAAUUGAAGGAGAUUCUCCAGGAGGAGCUUAUGCAUAUGGUGCUUCUGCACAGAGACAGAUGGAUCAAAUAGAAAAAAGUUAUGAUUCAGCAUUAACAAAAUGGCCAAAUGCAUCAUUGAUCUACAAAUCAUAUUCACGAUUCCUUAAUCACAUCUGCAACAAUCGAAUGAAAGGCGAACAAUAUGCAGCACUUGGCAAUGUUACAAGAAAGAUUGACUUGAUUGAAAUUCGUGCAAAGAUAUUAUUCCCAUUGCUACCUGCGGAACUUCAAGAUCCUGAAACCAUAAUAAACCAAGAAGCACAGAACAAAAAUGAUGGCGCAUCUGUUUUAUCUGCUUCAAUUGCAGGAUCAUCAUCAAAUAGUAUUGAUGAAGAUGAUGAAAGAUAUGUAGAACUUGCACAACAAAACACAUUGUAUGAGAUGGGCAAACGAGUAUCUGUUCCUAUUAACUAUUGCACAACAUUUUUCGUUGUUAUUUCGUUCAUUUUACUGUUUUGCUUUGGUGUAGUUUUAACAAAUGCAGUUAUUCUUCACAAGUAUCAAAUCUUCAAGACAUUAUUGCAGUUCUUGUCAACAUUCACAUCAAUUCUUUUCUAUUCCUCAAGAACAGUAUACAAGAUGGCAUCAUUAGUUGCAGAUUCACUUGGAUUGAGCUACAAUACAUCAGAAGUUUUAACAUUACUUGGUGCAGAAAAUGAAGCAAGUACAAUAUUAUCUGCAUCAGAAAUCAUUUCAUUUGAUAUCAAAGAAUUAAAUACAAAUAUUGAUUCAUUUAUAUCUCUAAAGACAAUAGCAAAAGAUUACAUUGGAAAUGUAACACUCUUAUUAACAAAUAUUCAAAUCAAACAAAACUUAUUGUAUAAGAACAAAUCAGACAUUAUCAACAAUAACAAGAAUUACUUCCCAUUGAGUGCAGCAAUAAAUGUUCAGACAUCUUACAUUUCAAGUUUCUCAUCUGAAUUCCAGGAGAAAGCUUCAGAGUUCAGACAAACAAAAUGGUUCAUGUUCAUGUUAGAAAACAACUACAGAGUUAAUGAUGCCUUAGAUGCAUUAGCAAAAUAUAUUGCCAAAGAUAUGUUAGAUUUUGCUGAAAAUAACAAUGAAUUCGCCUUAAUUAUGUGCGUUAUUUUUGCUUGUAUUUCUUGUUUAGUAUUUCCAAUUACCUUGAUUAUGUUGAAGAUACAAGAAAAGAAAUACAUCUAUGUAAUUGAUUCAAUGUACAGAAUUCCAUCUUUAGUCAUCAUUCAUCACAUUUCUGAAUUAACAAAUAACAGUCUUGAAAAUAAAAACAAUAGAGCAGAAAUUGCUCUACAGAUUCAGAAUUCACAUGGAAUUCCAACAGUUUUGGUUUCUGUUUUAUCUGCUUUUUGCAUCAUAAUUUUCAUUGUUUUAUGCAUUGCAAACUAUUAUAUUUUGACAAAUUCAGCCGAAUCAUUCCGUGUAUUGCCAUUCCAAAUGAUGAAUGGUGCUCUCUUAGCCAAUCACAUUUAUGAUGAAAUGGCCACAAUGAAGAGAAUCUUUGCAGUAAAUCAAGAAAUCCCAUUCAAUGCUGAUAACUCAUAUAUGGCAACAGGAAUCUGGCCACAAACGCAAAAAUUAAUCGAAACUACCAUUGAUCAAAUGUUCUUUGGUGUUUCAGAAGAAACUAACAUCUCUUAUGGAUAUCUUUUGACUAAAUCCAAUUCCAGAGAUUUAUUUUUCCAAGGUGAGAAUGUUACAGGAACAUCACUCCAUGAUUUCAUGAUCAAGUUCGGAUAUGUUUUCUCUAUCGAAGUUGAUGCUAGUGAGAUUAAAUAUUUCGUUCCACAUGCAUCAGAUAAAACUAUCUUCAACAGAGAUAAUAUUAGACUGAACAACAUGUUACAUUACAACGAUAUUCACUUGUCAACAGGUAUCUUAGAUAAAAUCUUGAAUUACACAUUUUCAGAUAUGAAUGAUGUUAUUUACAACCAAGAAGUUAUGGCCAUUUUAACUCCUGUUGUUGGAUUAAUAGUAUUAAUUAUUUUUAUAACUAUCUUUAUCUAUUAUCAGUCAACAAUCUUGAGAACAUUUAGAUUCACAAUUAUGUCUCUUUCAAUGUUGGAUCAAAAGUUCAUUCAGACAAAUGAAAAACUAUUAGAUAUUGUUGCUGGCGAUUUCAACUCAGAUAAGCAGAGUGAAAGUAUUCCAAGCCACUACAUUGACUGUCUUAAAGAGAACACAUGUGAUCCAGUUAUUUUAACAACAAAGACAUUUGAAAUUUUACAGAUGAACAAUGCAGCAAAGAAAUUUUCGAAAUCAUCAUCACAGGCAAAGAACAUCGAAGAUAUCUUCAGAACAAUUCCAGAAGAAUUCAGAAAAGUCGUUGAAUCAAACAUUCCUUCAACAGCUAAGAUCGAGAGGACAAUGAAAGAUGAUGAAAACAAAGAAUAUAAAGCUCAAAUCUCUAUCACACAGAGUAACUUAGGAGACAUUUUCAUCAUCAUGCAUCGUGAUGUCAUUGGUGAGAAACUGAAAGAGGAGAAAGAGAACACAGAGAAUAAGUUAAAGAACAUUUUAUAUCGCAUGGUUCCACAUGACUUCAGAGAGAUCUUCGGCGACAACUUGUUCAGAACAGUUCAAUUUGAGAAUUUGUUAGUAUUAGGCAUCAAAGCAAUGAACAUCACAUUUGGUGAAGACGACGAUGACGAAAAACUUCAAGCAACACUUAACAAGAUGGAUAUAUACAACAACUCAAUUAUCCAAGCAUCUAAAAUCAGUGAUGACUGUGCAAUUGCUAAGAAACACAACAUGACAACAUUUGUUAUCUUCAAUUUCAAAUCACAGAAGCGCUCAAUGACACAACCAUUAGAACAAGCUAUCGAAGUUGUUAAGCAAGCAUACAAAGAAUGUCAACAGAAUGGAAUCACAUUGUCAGCAUCAGUUACAUACUCCAAACAAUGCUUGAUUGGUAUUCCAUCAGUCAACAAAGCAAGUUUCAACAUUUUCUUCCCAGAAUUACAAACUAUGAUGCACUCAUUAGAUUUAUCGAAUGAAGACGAAUUGCACUGCUUCGGACUCGAUCGUGAUAUCCCACACAAUCUUCGUGAGAAAGUCAGGAAAGGUGAUGAUUGUUCAUUACUUCUCAUCAAAGAUUUUGCUUAA
Molecule: messenger RNA, 3363 nt
Organism: Trichomonas vaginalis G3
Lineage: Eukaryota; Parabasalia; Trichomonadida; Trichomonadidae
Exons: 1
Coding region: 1-3363 (1120 amino acids)
Source: RefSeq, a predicted model, not a curated record